Penicillium angulare is the source of this 636-nucleotide messenger RNA. RefSeq lists its product as uncharacterized. Gene Ontology annotation, molecular function: transcription coregulator activity; protein binding. The record is from RefSeq and is a predicted model, not a curated record. Bases 1 to 636 code for a protein of 211 amino acids. Gene Ontology annotation, biological process: regulation of DNA-templated transcription. The transcript has 2 exons. Lineage: Eukaryota; Fungi; Ascomycota; Eurotiomycetes; Eurotiales; Aspergillaceae. Gene Ontology annotation, cellular component: histone deacetylase complex.
AUGGCACCUCCACGCCAGCGUACCGCUGCAAUCGUGGACGACUCCAGGUCCGAAGCUUCCAGCGGCACAAGAGAAUACAGAACAACUGCCCCUAAGAGCCGGAAGACAGGCGCAGCAGCCAAAGAAAAGGCAUCAGUAACAAGCGCCCCCGUGAACCAAGAAGCAGACGAACAACCAAAUGUUCCUUGGCCUGAACUGCCCCUCGACAUCCUCCACUCAUACCGACACAUCCACAAACUCCCCACCCCCUCAGCCUUCUCAAGCGACUAUUCCCGUCUAGUCCUCUCGCAAGGCAUCGGUCUACGCUCCCCAACAGCUCUCGCAGCUCGCCGUGCAACUAAAUCUAAAGAACCUCCCUCCUAUCGUCGCGAUCACAUUAUUUCCUCACACCCCGGCACGGGGACAGAAGGAAGCCGCGAAGGAACGGGAAGUACAAGCUCGCGAGAGCGCGAGAACGAUGCGCCUCUUCGCCGGAUUAUUGGACAAGACCGCGUGAGCAAGGACUCAUUUGCGCUUGUUGUGCGAAAACACUUUAAUAGUGCGGGCUUGUCGGAGCCGGAGAGCAUUGCGAGGUUUCUAUAUACUGUUCGUGAAGAGAGGAGGGGGAGACAAUUUCGAUUGCGGUUCCAGCCGUAA